Liolophura sinensis is the source of this 1905-nucleotide messenger RNA. RefSeq names its product organic cation transporter-like protein. Gene Ontology annotation, molecular function: transmembrane transporter activity. Lineage: Eukaryota; Metazoa; Mollusca; Polyplacophora; Chitonida; Chitonidae. Bases 1 to 1905 code for a protein of 634 amino acids. The record is from RefSeq and is a predicted model, not a curated record. Gene Ontology annotation, biological process: transmembrane transport. The transcript has 10 exons. Gene Ontology annotation, cellular component: membrane.
AUGUCCGGUCCAAGCUCUCAGAUGACAACGUACCCGGAUGUUGAUUCUGUGUUCAAGUCCUUGGGAACGUGGGGAAGAUGGCAGAUCGUUCAGUUAAUACUCAUCCAGCUACAACAUAUGGCCGCUGCCUUUCAGUUACUGGCCAUCGUGUUCCUGGGUUACGAGCCACCCUUUUCCUGUCUUGUCGACAACACGACUGGGCUGUUAGAACACAAUGUUACACAUUACGUUCAGGAAGGCGAUUGUAAAGUGAGGGAUACUUGGACAAACGUGACGUCACCAUGUCACCAUGGCUACUGGUAUGAUGCGCCACUGGAGACGGCCACCAUCGUGACUGAGUGGGACUUGGUUUGUGACAAGGAAUAUCAGAUGCAGCUGACACAGACAAUCUUUGUUGCCGGCCAAGCUUUAGGAGCCACUGUGAUGACCAUAUUAGCUGACCGCUACGGCCGAAAGUGGGUCUGCAUCAUUAGCCAAUGGGCUGUAUUCGCUAUUGGAGUAGGAACGGCGUUUUCUCCCAGUAUUCUCGUUUUCUCCAUCCUCCGAUUUCCUACAGGAGCUUUUCAGCAGGGUAUCAUCAUGACAGGGAGCGUUCUGCCACUAGAGAUAAUCCCGGUAGAGAAGAGGGCCAUCGUGCACCUGCUCGGUGCAGGUACCUGGAGUAUAAGCCUGACCCUCAUCAGUGGCCUUGGUUACCUCUUCCAGGAGCACAACUGGCGGUAUCUCCAGCUGGCUUUUAGCAGUGCAUCUCUUGUGGCCAUUCUCCAUACAUUCCUUCUAGAUGAAUCCCUCCGCUGGUUGUACGCAAACAACAAAGGCAAGAGAGCAGCACAAAUCAUUCAAAAGGCUAUCCGCAAAAAUAAGGCAGAUAUCAACACAGUUCUGCAAGCAUGUCUGGAUUACGGUGAUAACAAGCCGAUGCAAAUGAAGGUUGCCUUAAAGCCUGUGACUUUACAUCCAGUCACACAAGACCAUGAUAAUGCGCUAGAUAAUAAAUCUACUCCGAAAGAAUCCCUACCCAACAUAUCAGCCGCAAGCAGUCUUUAUGACAACGAACCGACCGGCCGUCUGGAAAAGUGUACGCCUGCGGAUUCAAAGGUUACUGCUUCCACGAAAUCAGAGGAAGUUUUGGGCAACAACGGGAGGUUUCACGAAGAUUCGAAACCCAGCGUAAUGGGGUUUGUUCCGGAUCAAGAGGGAGAUAUUAAAGCUUCCAGCCCUAGGACAACGUCAGAGGAAUCCGAUGAAUUGUUACUUGAUGACAAACUUGUUGCUCCUACCACAAAGAAGUACACAGUUCUUGACGUGAUUAGAAGUAGGCGGUUAUUAUUGACAGCUUCCGUCACAUGCCUCGGAUGGAUUGUGAAUAGCCUGGUGUAUUUUGGCCUGACAUUGGCCUCAUCUAAACUGGCCGGAGAUCGCUUCGUCAACUUUGCUCUGAUCGCAGCUGUGGAGCUUCCCUCUGGCAUUAUCUCUUAUCUAACAAUGCAACGAUUUGGAAGGAAAGCUACAAUAUUUAUCUUUGAUGGCAUCGCUGGAACGACUCUCAUUGCUGCUGUUGCGUUGAAAGAGGUGUAUGGGAACGGUCUUGCCGUCACUGCUCUGUCCAUAACUGGCAAGUUUGGAGCCUCAGCCGCGUUUGGGUCUCUCUUCACAUACACACCAGAGCUGUACCCUACAAACCUCAGGAGUCUGGGGUUAGGCAUCUCCUCUGCAUCAGCACGUAUUGGUGGCAUGAUCGCCCCUUUCUCGCUCCUCGUGAUGAAGUACUACCCGUGGGUACCAGGUACUGUAUUUGGAAGUCUAUCCCUGGUAGUUUGCGGUUUGGUGCUCUUCCUACCGGAGACAAAAGACAAAGAACUGCCUCAAACCAUCGAGGAGAUAGAGAAAUGGUCCAAGAAAUAG